AUGGCGCAGUACUUUGGACAGAUUCCCUUCUCUCCAGCACCUCCUGGAGUCCCGGAUUGUCCUGGUGCUCCUGGAUUUCCAUCGGCUCCUGGCUUUCCUGGAUUUCCAUUUGGUCCCUUUGGUCCAGCUGGUCCUUGUGGUCCUGGUGCUCCUGGAGUGAUUGGCUCGGAUGGUGCGUCUUGUCCUGGCUGUCCUGGUGCUCCUGGUGCUCCUGGAUUUCCGUUUGGUCCCGAUGGUCCCUUGUUUCCUGGCGCUCCCGGUUGUCCGUCUUGUCCUGGUUGUCCUGGCUGUCCGUUGCCUCCAGCAUCUCCGGAUGGUCCUGGUGGUCCUGGUGGUCCGGGUGGUCCUUGUGGGCAUGGUUGGCAUGGUGGUGGAGUGAUUGGGUCACAUGGUUGCUGUGGUGGGCGUCCUGGGUUUCCUGGAAGUCCUGGUGCUCCUGGCUUUCCUGGACGUCCUGGCUUUCCUGGGGUUCCGGCGGGUCCAGCGGCUCCUGGAAGACAGCAAGCAUCACAUCCUCCGGCAGACGCGGAUCCUCCGGUCACUCCAGCGUCAUAA
Caenorhabditis remanei is the source of this 555-nucleotide messenger RNA. RefSeq lists its product as uncharacterized. Bases 1 to 555 code for a protein of 184 amino acids. The transcript is spliced from 2 exons. The record is from RefSeq and is a predicted model, not a curated record. Lineage: Eukaryota; Metazoa; Nematoda; Chromadorea; Rhabditida; Rhabditidae.